Nymphalis io (European peacock) is the source of this 1844-nucleotide messenger RNA. It is a transcript of the gene Y-y, whose product is annotated as protein yellow. NCBI's taxonomy places the organism in Eukaryota, Metazoa, Arthropoda, Insecta, Lepidoptera, Nymphalidae. The transcript is spliced from 4 exons. Bases 42 to 1541 code for a protein of 499 amino acids. The record is from RefSeq and is a predicted model, not a curated record. Gene Ontology annotation, cellular component: extracellular region.
ACAAUUGGCUCGUCCGGCACCAGCGCGAAUUAAUAUUCAAGAUGGUGGUAAGGAUCCUAUUAAUUUCGGGCCUCAUAGCCGUCGCAUCAGCGGCGGUGAAGCUUCAAGAAAUGUAUUCUUGGAAUGUGUUGGAUUGGAAUUAUCCUGACCAAUACUUAAAGCAGCAAGCUCUUCAAACUGGUGCGCUCAUCCCACAAAAUGCUCUCCCCGUCGGUAUCGAGCGCUGGAGGAACAAGCUGUUCGUCAGCGUGCCCAGAUGGCAACCUGGUAUACCUGCUACCUUGAACUACAUUCCUUUAGAUGCACCCUAUGAACCUUCGCCUAAGUUGACUCCCUACCCAAGUUUUAAAGGGAACGAACUUGGCAACUGUGAGAGCGGUCUGACUACAGUCUACAGGGUCAAAGCUGAUAAAUGCGACCGACUUUGGGUUUUGGAUGUUGGCACUUACGGAUACGAUCCUAACGUGACAAAUGUUUGUCCUUAUUCUUUAAACGUAUACGACUUAAACACUGACAAGCGUAUCAGGCGAUACGUUUUCCGACCUGAAGACAUCGUCUCUACAACUUUCAUCGCAAACAUAGCUUUAGACGAAGGACUCACGUGCGAUGAUACAUUCGCCUAUUUCUCGGAUGAGCUCGGCUAUGGCCUCAUCGCUUAUUCUUGGGAACAAAACAAAUCGUGGAGAUUUAGCCACAGCUACUUCAUGCCUGAUCCUCUCGUUGGGGACUUCAACAUUGCUGGCCUUAACUUCCAAUGGGGCGCUGAGGGUAUAUUUGGUAUAACCACAUCUCCUAUGGGUCCUGACGGCUUCAGAACACUUUACUUCAGCCCUCUGUCCAGUUAUACUGAGUUCGCCGUUUCGACUCGAAUUUUAAGAGACGAAUCUAAAGUAACGGGAUCAUAUCAAGACUUUAAGGUCGUCGGAUCCCGCGGACGUGACACGCAUACCACUGCUAAAGUAAUGGACAGUACUGGUGUCCAACUAUACAGCUUAAUCGAUCAAAAUGCUAUUGGUUGCUGGAACUCUGCGUUCACUUUGAAACCACAAAAUACUGCUGUAGCUGAUAAAGACGAUGUCGGUCUUGUAUUUCCUAGUGAUGUGAAAAUUGACGAGGAAAGAAAUGUUUGGGUAAUAUCCGACAGGAUGCCCGUAUUUUUAGAAUCGGAAUUAAAUUAUGGUGAUAUCAACUUUAGAAUUUACGUUGCACCAUUAGAUAAGCUAAUUCAAGGAACUGUUUGUGAAACUCAAGCUCCCAGAAUUCAAGCGCCGGCAGCAUUUCCAAACUUCGCUCCACAAACACCUUUAUACAAUCCACGCCUAGAAACAAUUUCUCAAAUUCCACCACAGAUCUUCCUGCCAGCCACUUCUCCUAGGGCCUCAAAUGCUCCUUUAAGCACUUUAACUUCCCAAAACGUAAUCCCUAAAGUAUCCAAUUCAUUGAUAUUUUCUAAACAACCUUCCCAACCAUAUUUCAUCUCUUCAUCGCAGUCAGGUUUUGCAAAUAAAAACCCAUGGUGGCUGAAAGAUUACCAAGUGUAAAAUUUAGGUAUUUCUCAAUGUAAGAGAAAAUCUCCUGAAUUAUAAUAAAUUACAACCAAUAUUAUGUCGUAAAAUGUAAUAGUUUUAUCAAAGAAAGACAUUGUUUAAGGUGUGGUACAUACGCUAUAAUCGUCGAUAGCUUUUAUGUAUCAUUUUUUUAUGUUUACUUUAGUUUUAUAUAAGUGUUGUAAAUCGAACUUACCUAAUUUAUAUUUAUCGCGAUGCAUGUCAAUUUUGUAUCGAAGUUUGUUGUUGUAUCUGUUGAUGUAUUAAAGAAAAUUGAGUGUCCUAAUGUAUAUAAUA